UGGCACAGAUGACUGAAGUGUUGAUAAUACCCUCUCAAAAAACCCAUGAAACGUUGUGUGGAAAAUUAUUUGUUAUUGGCGCAAAUCCCUGUGACGCCGACUGUAUUAGCCCAUGAUGCUAAAGGCUAGUUCAUUUAGCCGGCUGCUAAGGCUACAUGAGGUUACAGCACUGCCUCCGGGAAGGCUCAGAUUGUCUUGGAUUUCACAUGUAAUGCCAUACUGUUAAUUUAGUUACAAUCUCAGGUUUCUAGAGCUUUUUCCAUCAGUAACUCACCACAUUCUAGGGUGAUGUCUUGUGUGACUGUCCCCAGUAGCUUAGUCGUGACAGUAAGGACCUUGAGCAUGAUGUGAAAGCUGUCUCUUUUAGGAGGAGUCACAUAUUUUUAAUAAGGCAUUAUUUUCACCUCUUCUGAAUUGUGUUUUUAAUAACAAAUGUAUAUGAUGAGGUUGAAAAAUUAAAAACCCUUUCUUACAAAUGUAUAGCCAAGGUUUGAAAUUUCCCAACAUUUACUGACAUGUCCAAAGUCCAGCCCCAUUGUCUCUUGUAUAGCUUUAUAAAAUUGUGUUACAGAUCAAAGCGGUUUUAUACUUUUGUUCAGAUUCUGUAGUUAAUUGUUGAUGAAUAUCUUUUCAAUGGAAUAAUUCUAUCAAUUUAUAUUAUUUUACUGUCUUCAAACAAAUCCAUACAAUUAUGUAGACAUAGUGUAUAUGUUGCAAAAUGCUUGUGUGUAAUUGUUGGUAAUUUUAUAUAGUGUAGGUUUCUGCCUGUGUUUUAUGUAAUAAUGUGGAGAAUUUGAUUCAGCACCAGAAGAGUGGAAACUGUGAACUGUGAAGUGUUUCAUGCUUUCCUCUCCUUUGCUCCGCUUUACAAAAGUUGUGGAGUGGACCACACCUUUAAGCUCAACAGCAGGCCAAGGUGAGUUAAAUAUUUGUGCAUGCUAAUUAUUUUUUACAUCUUUGUUCUGUUGGAUAUUUCUAAAGAUUUCUGCCAGGUUGGUGCUCUAACAUUAUUUUACACAAUCUUUCACACUGCAUACAUCUUGCAGCAUUGAAUUUUAAAGUAAUGCUAAUUUAGUUUUGAUGAGCCACAACUAAAAUAUUCAUGUUUAUUUGAAAUGAUUGUAAUAAAACAAUAUGAACUAACCUGGAAGCAAAUUUGGUGUUUUGUGAACAUAAAUGCUCCAUAUCCAUGUUCAGUCCAGCAUGACUUCAUUCCAAGAAUUGUUCUCGGAAUAAAGAGCAGUGUGGUUGAACCAUUUUUACAAAAAUUUUGAACUGAAAAGGGCAUUGUAAAAAAACAUGCUACUCUCAAUGUUGUAGAGCUUUUUACAUUAAUCAUUGUGUUUAUAUUCAUAUAUCUGAUAAGCAUUUAUAUCUUAGUUAGUUAGUGAUAGUGAGUAAAGUCGGAACUAUGACUUAAGUAAUUUUCUGUUUCAACCUAUAGAUCAGUGACGAUGUCCCAGAAGAUGAGUAACUCCUCUGCGGUGGAUCAGUCCGAGCUCGAGGAUGCUCCCUGCUUUGCUCAGUCGGGAAAGGGAGGUCGUAGCAAGUCCAGCUCAGAACAAAGAAAUGAAGAGACCUCAUCCUCUCCUGAAAGCCUAAACAGUGAUGGGAACGGCAGCUCAAAAACCCGCAGACGAAGAAAACGCACUUCCAACGCUGAAAGUGGCCCUGUGGUUAAAGUCAAUAAAACAAAAAAUGAGGUUGAAACCCAGUGCGGCCAGAGUCCCCACUCCUGUGCAGGUUUGGCUGAACUGCAGUCAGAAUGUACUAAUAUCUGGUUUGAACGGAGCAUGUAUGAAAGAGCCGAAAGCCGGUAUCAAUGUUGGUUGGCUAGCUCCUCUGUUGCUACUUUGCCUUCCUCUUCUGUUUUAAAUAAAAUUCCUCCUCCCACUACUUCAAAUGUGGCUCCCAUUACUACUGCUACUACUGCUACAUGCCACCACAGUGAUCAGGUUGCUUGUCAUCAUAUAGUGCAGUCAGUCUGGGUCAACAAAAAUGCCUUUGAUCAAGCCGAACGCCAUUUUGUUGAAACCAUGCAACCUUCAAUACCAAAUUCUCUCAACAUCCCUUCUCCACCUGAUCGCAUUGUGUCACCCAGAACACCCGAUGAAGGAUACCAGUCUCUUGCCCCAACUCCAGCUACUCCUAUUAUCCCUGUUGACGUGGUAAUGCCAACACGACAGCCAAUCAAUGGACUUCCACGGAUCCCAAUGGAACUACUGCGAGAUGUAUGGCUGGAGAAACCGCAGUAUGAUCGUGCUGAAGCUGCUUUCUAUCAAAACCAAUGCAAUAACAAUUCGACCAAGAGAUCCACCUGCCCCUCCACUAGUAGAGGCAGUGAACACCCCCAGAGUCUUGUGGAGGAGGAGGAAGAGGAGGAGGAAGAGGAGCUGGCUGUGGUUGAAGAAAAGCGAGUGGUUUCUCAGUGUAAAGCAGAGGUCUUCCACGCACUACACCCCAUUCAAGAGGAAGAGGAGCCUGCUGAUGUUUCAGACAAAGAGGAGAGUCAAGUAUCAGGAGUCUGUUACUUCCUGCACCCCGACAAUGAGAGACUAUGGUUAGACAAGUGUCGAUUUGAUGCUGCUGAGACACGGUUUUACAGUAUCCAUAAAGAGGAAGCCAAAGCGAUGAAGAGGAGCAUCAGACCAGAUAUCGAUGCUUCACCUGUCACCUCUACUACCCUGCAGGGGGAAAAGUAUGAUAUUUUAAUUUGUUACUGUUCUCAUUUCAGAACCAUGAGUGCUCCGGAUUUUCUGGCUAAAGAGAAGAUCUGGUUUGAUAAACCACGCUAUGAUGAAGCCGAGAGGCGUUUCUAUGAACGGAUGAGUGGCACCUCAAGCACAUCUCAAAGCACAGGAGAUCUUGGAGCCAACUCUAUUCUUAAAGACAUUGCCAGAGCCAGAGAAAACAUCCAGAAGUCCUUAGCCGGAAGUACAAGCACCAGCAGCAAUAACGCAACAGAUCAGAGUGAAAUUAUCUCACGCAUCAAAAAUCUGGAGCAUGAGAACCAGAGCCUACACAAAGUGGUGGAAGACCUUCGAGCAGCACUUUCUAAACUGGAGAGUCGAGUAGCAGUCCUAGAGAAAUCUCCUGCACCUGUCACUUCAGCUCCUACUAUCCCUGUCCCUUAUACAAAUGGCACUACUUUUGAGCAGAAGAGCAGCGGGGGUAAUGAACCAGAAGAAGAUGACGAUGAAGACCUAGACCUCUUUGGCAGUGAUGAAGACGAAGAGGCAGAGCGCAUCAAAGAGGAGAGGUUAAAGGAAUAUGCAGAGAGAAAAGCAAAGAAGCCAGCCCUCAUCGCAAAGUCUUCAAUCUUACUUGAUGUCAAACCUUGGGAUGAUGAAACAGACAUGACAAAGCUGGAAGAGUGUGUACGCUCGGUGCAAGCCGAUGGUUUAUUAUGGGGUACAUCCAAACUAGUUCCUGUUGGCUAUGGCAUCAAAAAGCUCCAAAUUGCUUGUGUGGUGGAAGACGACAAAGUUGGAACAGACUUGCUGGAAGAAGAGAUUACCAAAUUUGAAGAAUACGUCCAGAGUGUUGAUGUUGCAGCCUUUAACAAGAUCUGAAAAGUGUCUGUUUUCCUUUUUCGUCAUGCCUUGUUUCUGUGCUAAUCCUGUCAACUGUUCACAAAAAUAAAAAUCUAUUGCACUGUUGAA
Boleophthalmus pectinirostris (great blue-spotted mudskipper) is the source of this 3662-nucleotide messenger RNA. It is a transcript of the gene eef1db, whose product is annotated as eukaryotic translation elongation factor 1 delta b (guanine nucleotide exchange protein). Gene Ontology annotation, biological process: translational elongation. Gene Ontology annotation, cellular component: eukaryotic translation elongation factor 1 complex; cytosol. Bases 1455 to 3572 code for a protein of 705 amino acids. The record is from RefSeq and is a predicted model, not a curated record. Gene Ontology annotation, molecular function: guanyl-nucleotide exchange factor activity; translation elongation factor activity. NCBI's taxonomy places the organism in Eukaryota, Metazoa, Chordata, Actinopteri, Gobiiformes, Gobiidae. The transcript has 8 exons.